Molecule: messenger RNA, 252 nt
Organism: Aspergillus nidulans FGSC A4
Lineage: Eukaryota; Fungi; Ascomycota; Eurotiomycetes; Eurotiales; Aspergillaceae
Exons: 2
Coding region: 1-252 (83 amino acids)
Source: RefSeq, a predicted model, not a curated record
AUGCGUCAUGGUUAUAAGGCUGGGGAGUUAGCAUUACUAACUCCGGCCACGGCAAGAUCAAAGAGUGCCCUAGCCGAGGGGGUGCUGAAGGAGGAAGGAGCCAUGAAGCUUGGAAGCCCGAAGAAACCACGAGAGAGCUGCCGUGGUCAGGGCGGCAACCGGUGGGGGGCGAGAAAGGAGCCCAUGAUUCAUGAUGACUACCUGAACUGCCAUUGGGUGUUUAGGUCAUCCUCGUGGGUCGUUUCUAGAUAG